AUGACAGCCAAUUUUCGCCUGUAUAUUGCUAAUCAAGUAGCUCAAUUAUUACAACAGGAAGUCAAUCUCAUUAGCAAUCAAAUACGAGUUACAGGACGCAACUACAAAUCGUUUGGAUUUAUUCUUCCCGUAAAUAAUGUUCUUACCAAUCAAUUACCCAAGGGAGCUAAUACAUUCCGACACAGCUGCCAAACAGCUCAAAAUCUGGCUCAACAGGUACAAAUUGAUAAUCAUUAUAUCCAUAACGUCACCGUUGAUAAAGCAUCCAUCAUCUUUCAACCCAAUCAUCAAACAUUGAUGACGGAAGUACUGAACAAUGCAAUGAAUAACAACGCUGUGACCGACUACUCUAAUGAAACUAAAAAACAUAUUUUAGUGGAUUACAGUUCUCCCAAUAUUGCUAAACCUUUCCAUGUCGGUCAUUUAAGAUCAACCUUUAUUGGUAACUUUAUUGCCAAUAUUAACGAAUACUUCGGGAAUAAAGUAACAAGAAUAAAUUAUUUAGGAGAUUGGGGUGUUCAGUUUGGAUUAUUAGGUGUUGGUUUUCAAAAAUUUGGUUCUACGGAAUCCUUAAUCAAUAAUGCCAUCAAACAUUUAUUUGAUGUUUACGUUCAGAUCAACAAUGAGAUGGAACGAGAUGCUAGCAUUCAAGAACGGGCAAGAUUAUUUGCAAGACGUAUGGAAGAAGAUGACGAAGAAUGCAUUAAUCUGUGGAAACAAUUUCGUAGUUUGAGCAUUAAAGAAUACAAAAAGAUUUACAAGGACAUUAUCGAAAAACUACGAGAUGAUGGAUUACUUGUAGACAAUAGAGAUAUUGUGGCAGCAAUAGACCGUUUUGAAAGGUUCAACUUUGAUGAGAUGUACUAUGUGACUUCAAGUGCCCAAAACCUACAUUUUCAGCAUUUAUUUAAAAUUCUCAACUUAAGUGGUUACAAUUGGGUCAAAAAUUGUUACCAUGUCGAUUUUGGCAUGGUGAAAGGUAUGAGUACGCGGACAGGAAAUGUGGUAUUUCUGCAGGAUAUUCUGGAUGAUGCAAAAGAGAGAAUGAUGAAAACCUUAUCUAGAAAACACAAUGAUCCUUCAAGUAUUGCCGAACUAGUUGGUUUGGCUGCUAUUUUAAUUCAGGAUCUGAAAGCUAAAAGAAUUAAAGAUUACGAAUUUAAUUGGGAGAAGAUGCUAGCUUCACAUGGUGAUACUGGCCCUCGUUUGCAAUAUGAACAUGCCCGUCUUGUUAGUAUCGCAGAAAAAACUCAAGUUCCGAUUAACAUGGAAGCAGAUAUAACAUCUUUAUUAUCUGAAAAUUCUGCAAUCAAGCUAGUGGAACAUAUCACUAGGUUCGAAGGGGAACUUGUAAGAGCAAAAUUACACUCAGAGCCAUGCUUUCUUGUUAAUUACCUCUUCAUCUUAAGCCAUUUAAUAUCAGCUGCGAAUCAUAAUUUAAAGGUCUUAGGCCAAACUGAAAAGAUAGCUGAGGCAAGAAUGUUGCUAUUUGCCGCUUCAAGGAAUACUCUGGCUAAAGGAUUGAAUAUAUUAGGUGUCAAACCGUUAAAUAAAAUGUAA
This is a messenger RNA of Trichoplax adhaerens, 1560 nucleotides long. RefSeq lists its product as uncharacterized. Gene Ontology annotation, biological process: mitochondrial translation; arginyl-tRNA aminoacylation. Gene Ontology annotation, cellular component: mitochondrion. Gene Ontology annotation, molecular function: arginine-tRNA ligase activity; ATP binding. The coding region runs from base 1 to 1560 and encodes 519 amino acids. The record is from RefSeq and is a predicted model, not a curated record. NCBI's taxonomy places the organism in Eukaryota, Metazoa, Placozoa, Uniplacotomia, Trichoplacea, Trichoplacidae. The transcript has 23 exons.